AUGCUCAAAGACCUGACUUAUCUCGACCACGGCGGUACGACUCUCGCGCCGAAGUCUUUACUCAAGUCUUUCUGCGAUGAGAUGCAACGCACCCUUCUCGCCAAUCCGCACUCUGAUUCAACCAACCCGAGUGUGACCGCCAUAAUGGUAGAGGAAACGCGGCUUGCGGUUUUGAAGAUGUUCAAUGCCGACCCAACGUACUUCGAUGUUGUCUUUACUGCCAAUGCGACUGCGGCAAUCAAGCUAGUGACCGAAGGCUUCUCGGGUCAAGACGAGGGAUUCGAUUACUGCUAUCAUCGUAAUAGUCAUACAAGUCUGGUUGGUGUUCGGGAACUGGCGCAUAGUAGCCACUGCUUCGCUUCCAACGAGGAGACAGAAGACUGGCUUGCCGGUGGGAACCACGCCCUUGAUGGAGAGCUUCUGUCAAGAAGGCCGAUGUUGUUUGCGUAUCCGGCGCAGUCGAACAUGAACGGCGAGCGGCUUCCACUAGAUUGGGCCACAAAAUUACGCCUGUCGUUACACCAUCCGCACUCUUACACUCUCCUCGACGUAGCCGCAAUGGUAUCUACGACCACAAUCGACUUAAGCAAUCACCUCUUCGCCCCAGACUUCAUCACCCUCUCCUUCUACAAGAUCUUUGGGUUUCCAGACCUCGGUGCUUUGAUUGUUCGGAAGGCGGCUGGCCAUGUGUUCGACAAGCGGAAAUAUUUCGGAGGCGGUACGACAGAGAUGACGACAUGCAUUGAAGAGUCAUGGGUAGUUCGCAAGGAAUCAAGCCUACAUGCACGGUUAGAGGACGGAACAAUCGCAUUCCGGAAUAUACUUGCUUUGAAACAUGCCAUUACAACCCAUCGCAAGUUGUUUGGUGGACUUGAGGAAGUCUCGAAGCAUGCCAGUUGGCUUGCUAAGAUCCUGCACGAGCGCUUGGCGAGAAUGGCUCAUUACAAUGGCGCGCCAGUAUGCCAAAUAUACCAGUCGAAAGACUCCAGUUUCCGCCGCUCGCGAACACAAGGACCUACCGUAGCUUUCAAUGUAUGCAGAAGCAAUGGGACAUAUAUUGGCCCGUGGCAUGUCGGCGCUUCCUUGAGAGCGAGUAGGAUCCAUCGGAGUGGCUGCGAGGAGCGUUUGAUGCAGGCUAUCGAUGCAAUACCGACGCUGACAUCCUAG
Molecule: messenger RNA, 1167 nt
Organism: Alternaria atra
Lineage: Eukaryota; Fungi; Ascomycota; Dothideomycetes; Pleosporales; Pleosporaceae
Exons: 4
Coding region: 1-1167 (388 amino acids)
Biological process (GO): molybdopterin cofactor metabolic process
Molecular function (GO): molybdenum cofactor sulfurtransferase activity
Source: RefSeq, a predicted model, not a curated record